Molecule: messenger RNA, 1027 nt
Organism: Mytilus californianus (California mussel)
Lineage: Eukaryota; Metazoa; Mollusca; Bivalvia; Mytilida; Mytilidae
Product: probable N-acetyltransferase 16
Exons: 3
Coding region: 1-936 (311 amino acids)
Source: RefSeq, a predicted model, not a curated record
AUGAUAACUUUCCACAGAGUUAAAGUUGAUGAUUAUUACAAAGUGUUGUCUAUAAGAUCACCAGAGGAUGUUUAUGAGGGAUAUGAUUACUUACCAGAUCGCUUCCAUAAACUGAUUAGUAGUUCAUCAACUGAAGGGUAUGCAGCCUCUAUUGACAACGAAUUUGUUGCUUUUCAACUAGUAAAUCUUUUGGAUGAUGGUCGCACGGUCUUGAAGAAAGCUGCACGCGUGGCUAAGGAAUAUGAAGGAACAGGAAUAUAUAACGCGCUUGAUUCAUUUACACAGCAAAAGUAUCAUUUAUUGGGCAGACAAAGGACUUUCUCAUUUGACGCACACAAUCAAACUUUGAUGAAACGACUGUAUGCCAGAAAAAUGGAAACAGUGAUGCCAAGAGAUGUAACAGCGUAUAAUUUGAAGUCUCCCAGAGAGGUUCUAAAAAACAACACAACUAGACCAAACAACAACAACAACACAAUAUUUCCUGUCCAUCUUAAGGAAGUCUUCAAAUCAGAGAAAAUGUGUAGCGAACUUUUCCCGGAAGGUAGAAUGCUAUGUUUCUAUGUACCGUAUAAAUUAAAAGAUUCCAACAUACCACUGAUAUAUUAUCAGGGGACGAAAGUUCUGGGAUCAGUUACUGAAGGAUCCCUAUUAGUAACAGCAGGGACAAGCUUCCGUUGUAGUAAAGGACAUAUAUUUGUACUUGAUGUGUACGGAACUUUAAAUAAUGCAUUUGUACAACAUUUACUACAGCAUUUCCGACAUGUGGACCUACGAUUUGUUAAUGAGCCAAUGGAAAUAAACAUACAUUGCAUGGAUUCUGAAAACCAGUAUAUAACUGAUGCUAUGAGACAACUCGAUAUUCAGAGAGACGAAAGUUUCAGAGAUGUUCAUCAUGUAGCUACCACAGAAAUGAAUUGGAAAUACUUAAUUCAGUGAUAUUUACGAUUCUAUAUAAAGCAUUAUAUAAUAAAUUAAAGACGAAAAUUAAUGUACUGACCUAUAUAAUAUUUUAGUAAAUGUAGUUAUG